AUUUUCUGAAUGUUGGCCAACUAUGUAGAGUCAUUUAAAUUAGUUAUGUUGGGUUGAAAGACGCAGCAAAGGAAAUUCCUGGUUCUAAAUAUAGUUAUGACAAGCUGAAAAGUGUAUUUCACAACGUUGCAAAUCACUUGUUCAGUAAUAUAGUUAGGGCUGGGGACCAGCAUUUUUAGUUCUGGAUACCUGCAGUUAGUAGUGUUCUACUGAGUGAGAAAAGAUAAAAAAGCACAAUGUCUAAGAACCCCAAUGACAGCAUUUACCGUAUUCCCCCUUACUACUAUCUCCAUGUCCUUGACCAGAAUCUCAAUGUCACCCGACUGGAGAUUGGACCCCAGACAUUCAUCAGACAGGACAAUGAACGGGUUGUAUAUGGUCCGGAGAAAAUGGUCACAGUGCCCCCUAGGCAUUACUGUGUCAUUGAAAACCCAGUCGUGAAGGACAAAGAAGGAAAGGUUGUCUUUGAUGAAAGUGGUCAGUCUAAACUCAGCCAUGCUGACCUUGAGAUUCGACUUGCCCAGGAACCCUUUCCCCUUUACCCGGGGGAAGUCUUGAAACAGGUUGUGACCCCGCUGAAGGUCAUUCCUGCAAACUCUGCCCUGAGACUGAGGGCUGUGUUAGAUUUUGAGGAUGAUUCUGGAGAGAAGCGUGUGGCUGGAGACGAGUGGCUGUUUGAGGGACCCGGGACCUACAUCCCACAAAAAGAAGUGGUCAUUGAGGAAACUGUUAGGGCCACUGUCAUCAGACCCAAUCAGGCCAUCCGCCUCAGAGCCAGAAAGGAGACCAUUGAUCGAGAGGGCAAGGCCAGGGUGACUGGAGAGGAGUGGAUCCACAAAAAGACGGGAGCGUACCUCCCAGGAGCUUAUGAGGAAGUGGUGGACAUUGUUAAUGCCUAUGUACUCACGGAGAAGAAAGCUCUGCAUAUGAGGUCUCUGAGGACAUUUAAAGAUGAUUUUGGAGUGGUCAGAAAGAAUGGUGAAGAAUGGCUAAUCACAAUGAAGGAAUCGGAGACCCAUAUUCCCGGAGUAUAUGAGGAGGUUGUUGGUGUUGUGAACAUCACAACUCUGACCUCCAGACAGUACUGUGUUAUCCUUGACCCCUGUGAUGAAUCAGGUCACCCACAGCUGGGUAGAAAGAAGCUCGUCAAGGGUGAGCGCUCAUUCUUCUUGCUGCCAGGGGAGAGAUUGAUGAAGGGAAUUCAGAAUGUGUACGUCCUUGGUGAAGAUGAGGGCCUUAUUCUACGUGCUACGGAGUCCUUCAAAGAUGCAGAAACGAGUGAGGAGCUUCGUCCAGGAGACAGGUGGAUGAUCCGUGGCCCCAAGGAGUAUGUCCCCCCGGUGGAAGUGGAGGUUUUGAUGAAGCGAGUCGCCAUUCCAUUGGAUGAAAAUGAGGGUAUCUAUGUUAGAGACAUCAAAACAGGAAAGGUACGAGAUAUAACUGGGGAGACCUACAUGCUGAGUCAUGAUGAGGAACUCUGGGAAAAGGAACUUCCUCCUGCUGUAGAGACACUGCUAAUGGCAGGAAAGGACCCCUUGGCUGACAGAGGUGACCGCUCCAAGGUUGGCGAUAAGGGAGAUAAAAGAGACAAGACCCGAGUGGUCACUUUUAGAGUGCCUCAUAAUGCUGCUGUCCAGAUCUAUGACUACAAAGAGAAGAAAGCUAGAGUGAUCUUUGGACCUGAGUUGGUGAUGCUUGGCCCAGAUGAACAGUUCACACAACUGUCCUUGUCUGGUGGUAAACCCAAAAAACCAAAUAUCAUCAAAUCUCUAUGCCUUUUGCUGGGACCUGACUUUUGCACAGACAUCAUCACUGUGGAAACGGCUGACCAUGCCAGACUGUCCCUACAACUGUCAUACAAUUGGCACUUUGAUAUGAAGGACAAAAAAGAUAUAAUGGAAUCUGCAAAGAUUUUCAGUGUCCCAGACUUUGUUGGAGAUGCGUGCAAGGCUAUUGCUUCUCGAGUCAGGGGGGCUGUUGCUCAAGUUCAGUUUGAUGAUUUUCACAAGAAUUCUGCAAGGAUCAUUAGAUCAUCUGUAUUUGGAUUUGAUGACAAGGAGAAAGUUCGAGAUCAAUUCAAAUUUUCCCAGAACAAUCUGUGUAUUACAAGCAUUGACAUUCAAUCUGUAGAACCCGUGGACCAGAGGACCAGGGAUGCCUUAAUGAAAUCUGUCCAGCUGGCCAUUGAGAUCACCACCAAUUCCCAAGAGGCUGCAGCUCGCCACGAGGCUGAACGUUUGGAACAGGAGGCCAAAGGUCGUCUAGAGCGUCAAAAGAUUACAGAUGAGGCAGAGGCUGAGAAGGCAAGGAAAGACCUUCUAGAGCUCCAAGCCAACAGUGCAGCUGUUGAGAGCACAGGUCAGGCUAAGGCAGAGGCCCAGAGUCGAGCCGAGGCAGCAAGGAUUGAAGGAGAGGCAGCAGUGGAACAGGCCAAACUUAAGGCACAGGCCAUGAAAAUUGAAGCUGAAUCUGAAUUGGAGAGACUUACAAGUGCUAGAGAGGCAGAGCUCAAAUAUCUCAGAGAACAGAAUGAGAUGGAGCUCAGCAAGUCUAGAGAUAUGUCCACUAUCGAAACCUCCAAAUUUAAGAGUCAAGUGGAUGCCAUUGGAGCCUCCACGCUCCAGGCCAUCGCUACUUCUGGUCCAGAGAUGCAGGUUAGACUGUUGUCUGCUCUGGGUCUGAAGUCCACACUUAUUACUGAUGGAAACAGCCCCAUUAAUCUCUUCAACACGGCUAAUGGAAUAGUGGGUGGAAUGGUCCCAGCUAAGCGAGCACGCCGUGGUCCAGAAUCGGAUGAUGACAACUAAAUCAAAUAUUAUGGAAUUCUAAUGAACAACUUAUGAGUGCAAUGAUUUGAAUGUGAAUACAAUUUUUUUUGUGUGUAGCAUGGAACUUAGUUACAUUUAUAUUUCAUCCAUGGCAGCAGAAGUACCAUGAGAAAUUUCUCUCGUGUUUUGUGCUAAUGUGCUAGUUUAGCAGAAUCAUUUCCUAAUUUAAUUUAUCUACUUUGCAUAUAGACUGUGAUAAUAUAAACAUAAUAUAUUGACUUGUUGAUAAAUAAUAGUGGGGUAAUUUACACAUGUUGCAUAUUUUCCCAUAUUGGACACGGAGUUUUCUUUUGUUAAUACAUUUAUCUUACAAUCAACUUAGAUGUAACAAUGCACUUUUUGCUAUAAUUUUUACACAGCCCAUUUAUACACUUUAUUUCUUAACUAUGUGUAAUGUCUGUAAUUGUGGUUAAAAUAAAAAACCCAAAUUGUGAA
Ostrea edulis (European flat oyster) is the source of this 3263-nucleotide messenger RNA. RefSeq names its product major vault protein-like. The record is from RefSeq and is a predicted model, not a curated record. The coding region runs from base 237 to 2807 and encodes 856 amino acids. Lineage: Eukaryota; Metazoa; Mollusca; Bivalvia; Ostreida; Ostreidae. The transcript is spliced from 11 exons. Gene Ontology annotation, cellular component: nucleus; cytoplasm.